UCUGCGGUCUUCCUGUAAUAAUGAAAUCUGGGAGUUCGGCAACUGAGUUAGCAACUCGGAUAAGUCGUGCUCUCAUCAACGCUUCCAACCACUCAAGGCCAACUCGGUCAUGGACCCCUUCUCUCGAACUCACUCUUCACCGACUCGCCUUCCGCGACUCACUCACUCCUUCCCUCGUCGCCCGAGUCAUCGACUCGUUCCUUCUCCCCCACCACUCUCUCGCUCUCGGCUUCUUCAACUGGGCUUCUCAGCAACCAGGCUUCUCUCACUCCUCCAUCUCCUACCAAUCCAUCCUCAAAUCCCUCUCCUUUUCCCGCCAAUUCAACGCCAUUGAUGCUCUUCUAAGGCAACUCAAAGCCAACAAAGUUUCUCUUCAUUCUUCUGCUUAUAGCUCCAUAAUCGCUUCCCUUAUCGCCGGGAACAAAGCCAGAAACGCUUUUUUGGUUUUCAGCGAGAUUGGUUCUCUUGUUCAGGAUAUUGGGUCCGAGAUUUGUAACUCUCUUUUGGCUGCUCUGGCUUCGGAUGGGUGUAUUGAUUAUGCACAUAAGGUGUUUGUUGAAAUGACUCAGAGAGGUGUUCCUUUGACAACUCUUGGUUUUGGCGUGUUUAUUUGGAGGUUAUGCGAAAACGCUGAAUUGGGUGUCGUUUUGAGUUUGUUGGACGAGGUUGUAGCUUGUGAUUCUGAGGUUAAUGGGUCGGUAAUAGCGGUUUUGGUCGUUCAUGGGCUUAGCAAGAAUUCAAGAGCUUCUGAGGCUUUCCUCAUUUUGGAUGAGCUUAGAAAUAGGAACUGUAAACCGGAUUUCAUGGCGUAUAGUAUUGUCUCUGAAGCGUUUAGAUCAAGUGGGAGUGUAGUUGAGACACAGAUGGUUUUGAAGAAGAAGAGAAAGCUAGGAGUGGCUCCGAGGAGUAAUGAUUAUAGAGAGUUCAUCAUGGUUCUAAUACGUGAGAGGCGAAUAUGCGAAGCGCGGGAAUUGGGUGAAGUGAUUGUGAGUGGGAAUUUCCCGAUUGAGGAUGAUGUUCUCAAUGUUUUAAUAGGAUCAGUUUCAGCCAUUGACCCCGAUUCUGCGCUGAUGUUUUUCAAGUUCAUGGUUGGGAAAGAAAGGUUUCCAACUCUUUUAACUUUGAGCAAUUUGAGUAGGAGUCUCUGCAAGCAUGGCAAGAUUGAUGAAUUGUUGGAAAGUUUCCAACUUUUGUCUUUCCACAACUACUUCAAAGACGAGGAGAGUUAUAUUGUGAUGGUGUCAUACUUGUGCAAAGCUGCUAAAGUGAAAGAAGCCUAUGGAGUUCUUCAAGAGAUGAGAAAGAAAGGGUUGGGACCGGAAGUCGCAUCUUAUAACUCUCUCAUGGAAGCAUGCUGUAGGGAAGAUUUAUUACGGCCUGCGAAGAAGCUGUGGGAUGAAAUGUUUACAAUUGGGUGCAGUCCAAAUUUGAGGACUUACAACAUUCUUAUUGGGAAAUUCUCAGAAGUAGGUCUAGUUGAAGAGGCUCAGAGGCUGUUUGACCACAUGUUGGCAAAAGGGGUGGCUCCUGAUUCCACAACUUACACAUCUCUGCUUCAAGGGCUUUGUCAAGAGACAAAGCAUGAAGCUGCUUUUGAUGUCUUAAACAUUUGUGUUAAACAAGACUCAGUGCUUGCAAGAACAGUGUUGAAUACCUAUAUUCUCUAUCUAUGCAAAGAAGGUCUUUUUCUUGCUGCUUCCGAGUUUCUCCGUCGCCUUAAUUAUGGCUUUGCACACUCAGAGUUUCAUGUCAUUUUACUGAAAUUUUUGGCCAAUGCUUCAGAAGUUCCAACUGCUAUUGAACACAUCAAAUCGGUUCGAGAAACUUCACCCUCAAUGCUUCAAGCCAUAUCUUCUGAACUUUCAGCAUCACUUUCAUCUUCCUCAAAACCGGAGGCAAUUCUUCAGUUACUUGAUGCAACAAAAGAAGUUUUAUGUCUCAAGCCAUAAUUCUUG
Molecule: messenger RNA, 1955 nt
Organism: Morus notabilis
Lineage: Eukaryota; Viridiplantae; Streptophyta; Magnoliopsida; Rosales; Moraceae
Product: pentatricopeptide repeat-containing protein At5g14080
Exons: 2
Coding region: 21-1949 (642 amino acids)
Molecular function (GO): protein binding
Source: RefSeq, a predicted model, not a curated record